Esox lucius (northern pike) is the source of this 3888-nucleotide messenger RNA. RefSeq names its product SLIT and NTRK-like protein 3. Bases 555 to 3452 code for a protein of 965 amino acids. Gene Ontology annotation, biological process: regulation of presynapse assembly; positive regulation of synapse assembly; axonogenesis. Gene Ontology annotation, molecular function: protein binding. Gene Ontology annotation, cellular component: GABA-ergic synapse; postsynaptic density membrane. The transcript is spliced from 10 exons. NCBI's taxonomy places the organism in Eukaryota, Metazoa, Chordata, Actinopteri, Esociformes, Esocidae. The record is from RefSeq and is a predicted model, not a curated record.
AAAUCUAACCAGCUUCUACUUGGAAUAUCUCGCCAGUUUCCCUCCUCAUUCCACUCAGUCAUCCUUUCCUUCCUUUCCUUGUGUUUUCAUUCCUUUUGUUGUCUUUAAUUAGGCUACCCGGUUAUCAAAUACGGAGAGACCAGUCUUCUUCCUCAACCACAUAAUCCGCGCAGAAUCACGCGCGUGUUCGGUGGCAGUCCCGCGCCGCAGCUGAGUUCCCGCGGGCAGCACUGUUGAGCGCUCGAGAGGGGAGCGGACCUGCAUUCUAAAGCUGAGCUUUUUUUUCAUUUUUUUACGGUUCGCAAUCUCUCUCUCUCUCUCUCCUCCACAUUGCAGUCCUGUCACGUCCCCCCUGCUCCCCCCAUCUGCCUCAACCGCUCCAGGAGAGGAAAGGAGAUAGGGAAGAGUGCGGCUGAAAAGCGAACAGACAUGUCGUCAGCCAACGCAUAAAGUCUCCGAUCCGCUGUUCGUUGAUUUCUUCGCGGGGACCUGAUGCGUUGAGGGGUGGGUGUGUGACGACGCCCUAGGCUGGGCUUAGAGGCUACAGAGGCAGGAUGCAGUGGUUCCCCCUGCUGACUGUUGUAGCCCUGGGGUGUGUAACCCCGACCCACACACACACUCACACACACACCCCGACGCCCACCUCCACACACACCCCUCUGGUGGACGGCUCGGAGGAGGUGGACGAGCCGUGCUUUGAGCCAUGCACCUGCGAGGUCAAAGAGGGUGUGUUGCACGUGCACUGUGAUGGGCGAGGCUUCACUAACGCCAGCCAGGUGUCCCAGUCCUGGAUCCGCCCCUUCAAGCUCAACUUGCAGAGAAACUCCCUAAGGCGUCUCUAUAGCAACAGCUUCCUGCACCAGGGCAAUGCUGUGGCGAUAAACCUGGGCAACAACGCACUGCAGGACAUCCGUGCCGGGGCGUUCCAUGGCCUGGGGACACUGAGACGCCUCUACCUCCACGAGAACAAACUGGAGGUGUUCCGCAACGACACUUUCUCCGGCCUUGAGGCACUAGAAUACCUGCAGGCUGACUACAAUGUAAUUAAACGCAUCGACAGCGGGGCACUACGCAACCUGCACAAACUACGUGUACUCAUCCUCAACGACAACCUCAUCCCUGCCCUGCCCCCUCAUCUGUUCAGAUCUGUGUCUUUGACCCACCUGGACCUUCGGGGGAACCGUCUGAAGAGCCUGGCUUAUGCUGGAACUCUGGAGUACGUGGGCCGCAGCCUAAUGGAGCUCCAGUUGGAGGAGAACCCGUGGAUCUGUGGCUGUGAGGCGGUCCAGCUCCAGACCUGGCUGGGUCACAUCCCGUACACCGCAGUGGUGGGGGACAUCACCUGUGAAUACCCCUUUCACCUGCAUGGAAAAGACCUGAGGGAGAUACCACGCAAAGAGCUGUGCGCCGGCGAGGUGGAGAAGGAGGGAGAGAGGGACGGAGGGGUACAGCCUCCCAAGCAUCCUGCUUCUAUCCCGAAAGCAAACCCCAACCCCGGGAGGCCCAGACCCACCAAGCCAUCCUCCAUGGUUCACCAUCAGAACACACAUACGUCGUCUUCGUCGACUUCUUCAUCGUCAGCGGAGCGAAGGGAGAGAGAGAGGUCACCUCGGCCCACCAAGCGCCCCCGGCCCUCAAGGACGCCUCCCACCCAACGUAGUCUCCUUCCCAACCAGCCCCCUCCCGUUGCGGGGUACCAGACUCGCCCCCCGAUCCCCAUAAUCUGUCCUCUGGGGUGCACCUGUAACCUCCACAUCUCAGACCUAGGGUUGACAGUAAACUGUAAGGAGAGCAACUUCCGUAACGUGUCCCAGCUCACGCCACGCCCCCUAAACGGCAGGAAGUUAUACCUGAGCGGCAACCUCAUCCAGCGGAUCUAUAAGUCCGAUUUCUGGAAUUUCUCCAGUCUGGAUCUACUUCACCUGGGAAACAACCGAAUCUCCUUUAUUCAGGAGGGAGCUUUCUCCAGUCUGCCAACCCUGAGAAGUCUCUACCUGAAUGGCAACAAUCUGCAGAGGCUCAGUCCACAUAUGUUCUUGGGACUAUACAACCUCAGGUUCCUGUACUUCGAAUACAAUGAGAUUAAAGAGGUGGAGGCAGGAACAUUUAGCUCUAUUCCGUCGCUUCAACUGCUCUUCCUCAACGCCAACCUGCUGAGGUCACUCCCAGUCGGAGUGUUCCAGGGUAUUGCUCUCUCCCGCCUCAACCUCCGCAACAACCACUUCCUCAGUCUGCCUGUAGAGGGAGUGCUGGAGCACCUUACUGGACUGGUGCAGGUGGACUUGCAGCAGAACCCAUGGGAGUGCAGGUGUGACGCGGCUCCUCUGAAGCGUUGGUUGGAGGGCCUGAGUGCGGUGGUGGUGGUGGGGGAGGUGGUCUGUCACUCUCCAGAGGAGACCGCAGGUACAGACCUUCGCUCUCUUUCCCUGGACCUGCUCUGUCCAGACCUGGGCCCUCACCAGUCCCCAGAGGAAAACCAGAUGGUGCAGAACAGCUCUACAGCCCCGGACAGUAGCACAACUCCCGGCUAUCCCGUGCCAGGGCCAGGGCCCGGCCCCCUGGAUCCCCUGUCCAAGGCCUCCAUCCCUCUGUCGGUGCUGGUGCUCAGCCUGCUGGUGCUGUUUGUGUCCGCGUUUUUCGCGGCGGCGGCGCUGAUCGCCUACGCCCUGAGGAGACGGGACAAGCUGCCGUUCCGGCGACAGGGGGAGGUGGACCUGGCCGGCAUCCAGAUGGAGUGUGGGAUAUUCACCGAGCAGCAACACCACCACCGAUUACCUGAGACCCCUCCCCCUCUGUCCGCCUCGGAGCACACCCACAUCUACGACAGCAUCCUCCCCAGCGGGCCCGGGCCCGGCCCUGACCUCAGUCAAUCCACCCACCUAUGCAGCAGCCGGGUCUACAAGGACGAGGACAACGCGGAGUUGAAACAUCCACUGGAGCAGCUGCAACUGUUCCCGGGUUCCAAAGAGAAAGGGAGCGUUGGAAGUUAUCAUUCAGCUGGGGAGAGAGAGAAAGAACGAGAGUGGACCUUGGCACCCUCCUCCCCCAUCGGCACUGUUGCUGGGGCGGUGGGACCUCCUCUCUCUGAUCUCCACGGAAAUGGCAUCCUCUGCCCGACGGUCAUAGACAGCCAGGGCCCAACUCCCAAAGUGGGAUUGGUUAACUGCCUUUUCAGAAUCUCUGGAAUGUCCACCCCUGUCCCGGAGUUCCGGGACCUGCCGGACAGGUACGCACGCCCCCCGCCACCCCGAUAUCCCCACCCUCCUGAGCCUCCCGACCCCAUACAGGAAGCCAGACCCAACCAAUCGCUUGUGGUUACGAGCGCGACAGCGGGCACAGGAUCGACCAGUGGUAACCAGAGCCAGGACUCAGAUUUUCCCCGAGAGCUGAGAGCUAGACUCAGGACCAAACCAGAUUACAUGGAGGUCCUGGAUAGAUCUUAUCAGUUCUAAUGGAUAACGUUCCCAAUGCCGGCGAUGACAAGACAAGAACUAACUUGUGCACUCUGUCAGGUCCUGAAAAUGUAGAAAUGUGGGGAGUCGUUUGAGGGACCAUGAUGACAUUUUCCCUGAACACUGAUAUAUGAUCAGUUAAGCAUUUUUCCUUGCUGAUUGUGAAGAUAAGUCUUUGGAGAGGGUAAUCUGAUCCUUGAUCAGUGCCUAAGAGCAGCAACUUCUAUUUUUUGUACAAUUGAUGACAAAGUAUCAGGCUUUUUGUAUUCACAGCAUCACAAAGCAAGGGUGGGUAUGUCUUCUUAUUAGCUCUUUAAACACCUGCUGAUAAUGGACACUAGCUUCGCCUCCCCAGCAACAUUGUGAAAGGUGAGCAAGGGGGAGAGAGUGAGACAGAAGGUGAGCAAGGGGGAGAGAGUGAGACAGAAGGUGAGCA